CGAGCGCUGCAGGUUGAUCGCCGCGGCUGCAGAUGAGCGGAGCCCGCGCGGGCGGGGGGGCGGCCGGGGCAGCGCCGCCGGGGCCGGGUCGGCGAUCGGCGCACUAUGCGAGGCCGGGAGGAUGGCGGUGGAAGCUAUCCAUUGCAAUCUGAAUCCAAAUGGUAUUGACCAUCCUGUCCCCACAGAAGGUAUUAAUCUGCAACUCGAAGGUGAAGGAGUUGAAUCACCCUCAGUUAAGAACACUAGUGCUCCAAAAGGACCUGAGUCAAAAGAGACACCUAAGAGACAAGUGGAGCCAGAAAUAUCUAAGUCCGGGACUGUGAAGCUGACCAAGCCUGUGGCAUUAUGGACCCAGCAGGAUGUCUGCAAAUGGCUGAAGAAACAUUGCCCUAAUCAGUAUCAAAUCUACAGUGAGUCAUUCAAACAGCAUGACAUAACUGGCCGUGCUUUGCUGAGACUUACUGACAAAAAGCUUGAACGAAUGGGUAUUGCCCAGGAAAGCCUGCGACAGCACAUUCUGCAGCAAGUCCUUCAGCUGAAGGUGAGAGAAGAAGUCCGAAACCUCCAGCUGCUUACACAAGCCCCAGCAGAGAGCUCUCCAUAAACAUUUCCAGCCUCUAAAGCUGCUGUCCUGCCACUUGAUAUGAAAGUGAACUUUCCUUCAUGAAAAAAACACAAUAAAUGGCGCUGCCAGAAAAUGACCAUGGAGGAUUGAAGACAAACUUGAAGUAAAAUCAUCAGACUGAGAUGAUGCAUUCUGGGAAGACCUGGUUUGCUGUGGAGUAAAAACGUGGUGCAAAAUAUCCAGUGCUAAUUUGCUGAAAAUGGUCAUUUACAGACCUUUAGCUGGAAAAUUUCUUCCAGUUUUCAUCACUGUGCAUAACUUUUGAGUUCCCUUUAGGGGACUGUCUAUGCCCUUCACUAGAAGUCCUGUUUUAGCAUGGCAACUACUGGAUUCUUUUAUUAUGUAUGCAGAUGGCAUGAUGUUUUAGGAAAAACUUACAGCAAUUCUCCAAUCUCAGUGGAUAUGUUCACAAUAUUACACCCUGAUAGGAAUGUAAACGUCUUGUAUGUGUUAGUUUUGCAGUCUAAUGGUAUUCUGUUAAACAAUAUCAGCACUUCAUAUGUGCUUUCCUCACAGAACUAGCACAGUCCAUAUAUAUAUAUAAUGGUCUUUUUUUAAAAUACUGAGGAUAUGUUUCAGUAUUUGUGCUGAGACUGCAUCCAGACUGAAGCCCACUACUAUCAUCCCUUCACCAAUUCACAUUAGAUUGUGUAGAUAGAUUUGCACGUGGCAGAGAUGUGACUUCUUUUAUCAAGACUUAGAGAACAGCUGUCACAGAGGUAGCCAAGAACAGGGUAGGUUGACUGAGCUGUAGGACACUGUGUCUGCUCUCCCUCUAAUCCACCACAUAUCGAAAGUUCUCAUUUCUAGUGUGCCAAUGUGUUUUCUUACACAGAGAGGGAGAGGCAAGGGAGAGAGCCUUUCUCAGAAAUGUGUGUGACCCUGGAUUUGGUCUACAGUAAAAACAGAAUAAACUGGAAGAAUUCAGGUUCUUUAUGCUGGCCACCAUUUAUGUUUUGGGCAGGGCUGGGGAAUCAUAGUCCAAACCAAACUCUCUGAAAAAGGUAAAGUGUAAGAUUAUACUUCUGAGGAGCAAGACACUCCCUUUGGAGAGGGCAGACUUCUUCAUUAACUUUUUCCACUUUCUAUCCAAAACAGUAUUUUGGUAGGAACUGGGAAUAAGCAAAUGGUUCCAAUAAGCCUUUCAAUAUACUGUAGCAGGCUCAAGACUGUUACAUUCAAUCUGAACAUUGUUUUCUGUUCAGUCUCUGAAUGGCUGGCCUCAUCACUGGUUGUAUCACAGCUGGCUGUGGUACUGUUUCUUCAAUGGGGACUCAGUUGAAUUAAUGUCUGUCCCUCACAUCAGGACCUUCGUGACAUAUUCUUUAUAAUGAACUGAUGUCAUCAGCAUACUGAGGGGGCUUAUCUAUUUGUUCCUUCUUUCUUUGAAAUCAAAAGUAGCUUUAUUUAAAGACUGUCACUCUCUCCAGCCUGAUAGACAGGUACUAUGCUGUUAACAUUUAUUCCAAAUUGGGUGAGACACAAUACUGGUGUGAAGAUGCAGUGAUGGAGAGAGUGUGCAGCUAGAGUAAAUCAAAGGCAACUUUCUAGAGGAAGCUCCUGUGUUAAAAUUCUUAAAAACUGUUGUGCAGUUCAUUGCUAGAGAAUGGAAGGUCAACCACUGAGGAUGCCUGUACAACAAACAGAUAAUUAUCUUCAGGGUUUAAUUUUUUUCAGAUGGUUAUGGUCUUAGGUUUCAGCUCUCCACCCAUCUCAGAUUCAGCAUGUUGGAUACUUCUACAGUAUUCAGUCCAAAAGAAAAUUAUUUUUACUGAUGACCAGGAUUUUCAGAAGUCAAUAGUGAUUUCUAAUGGUUUGGGUCUUUCCAAAUAGAGCUCCCAAGAAUUAAAAAGCAGUAAACUUCUACAUUCUCUUUCUGAAAAUCCUAGUCCCUAAUUUUAAAUUAAUUGGUGUAAAAAUUCUCCUUAAGACAUGAGAAUCUUUGCCAACAGCGACAUUUGCACUUUUUAGAACUUUUCAUAGGGUUGCAGGUUGGAAUCUGAUACCAAUAGAGCCUGUCUUGCACAUGGCACAGGUCCACUGUAAGCUUCAGCGAAUUUUACAGCUCUUUCUGCUACAGGUUUUAAAAAUGCACUCUGGCAACUGACAUCAAUUUCAUGUUGGUACAGCAAUUAAAAAAUAAAACACUUUGAUUGAUAUGUUAUAUUAAAAGGAGAAUGCUUUACUUCCACAGUAGGAAUUCUCUUAUUUUACUACCCAGUGAAAAAAUCCAGAAUAAUUAGAAUGAUAAAAGAAGAGUUUAUCAGAGAGUGUUAUCUUAAAAGGGCGUAUGAGAAGAAGUUACGUUAGGCAGAGAGCCACUAGAAGCUUUUUUUGUAUCAAUGUUAGUUUUGAACAUCUUCCAGUAUAUGGGCAUGAAUUUAGAUGUGUGCACUUCUCCUGUUAAAACAGUUUGUUUUAAAAGCUUCCCAGGAUUUUAGCUAUGGUGACCUAGAAAAGCAGUGUUAUAGGCCCUGAGAAAUGUGAAAAUGAAGUCCAGAUCCUUGAGUAGCCAGACUCGGUGAGAAGUCUGCUGUAGGUGCCUAUCGGACAAAUCUUUUUUGAAGCUGGUGUAGGUCUCCAUCCUGCAGCCAGCCUAUGCAUGUGGAUAACUGCAAGCAUAGUUCCCCCGAGCCCCGUGACACUUCUCACGUGUGUAACUGUCUGCCAGAGCCAUAAGGAAAUAACUGUACUUUUUGGCUUGUAUUUAAGUAUUCAUUGUGUUUGGAUUUUUUUCAUCACUGUUAUUCUCCCAAAGUAGGCCAUGCUUCCUCAGGGAUAUUUAUGGAAUUGUUCUACAUCUCCUGAACAACUAUCUGGAUCCCAGCGUAUUCUUCUGAAAACUUUUUAAUAUAAAUAAACACGUGGGAGAGAUUUUUGUUGUUAUGAAUGGGGGCAGGUACUGUGUUCUCGGAAAAGCUAUUGAGUGCAGACAAUCAAGUUAUUGCAUUUUUUAUGCUGAACACCUUAUUAAUAGCAGACAUAUCCGCUUUUGCCUGGGUCAUAGGAACAGUUCAGGGGAAAGAAUGCUUUAUCUCCAGUCAAUAAAUCAUUUAUGUCGAGAGUGCCAAAGACCAAGUCAACAUGAAAGGGAGCAAAUAAGUUAUUCCGGCAAAGGAAGUCAAUUUAAAUAUGUUCAGAGCCAUUAGUUCGGUGCGAAAGAGUGGGAGACUAAUGCUAUUUUCAUCAAGCAGCCAUUAUCAGCCCUGUGGAGAUAGAUAAAUUCACAAAGGCCAAUGCUGCUGUUACAUUGAUCACUAGUUAUUAUCUCUGAGACAAGGCAGUGCUGCCAUCAGGACACUGUUCCCCUGUGCAGACCUGCAGCCUUCUCCUCUCCCUGGCGCCACACUUGCCUGGGUUUUUUUAUGUCCAGAAAAGUUGCAGCAUCAGACCCCACUAUGAAUCCCUGACAGAAGUGCAACCUUUCCAAGUGCUUCGAACCAUGAGAAGUCCUCCACCAGAAACCUGAAGGAAUUGCUCACUCCAGAAAGCACGCUGCAGCUGAAGGCAUCCUUUGCACUGUUUUGUUCCUUGUUUUUUUUUAUCUGUGUGGCUUUCUGUGCCUGAACACCCACUGUUUAUUCUGUUAAGGAAAAUGCAGUCUUCAAGGAGGGGAGUUUGAAAAAGCUCCUCAAGCUCUUUGAUUUUGCUUGCCCAGAUGCGUGGUAAUGCUCUACCAGUAAGUUCAUCCCUCCCUGUCUGUUCUUUAAGGGUAAGUGUUGUCGCUUGGCAACAGAUGUAACGUUAUUGAGGAAAUUAAACCAUUAAAAGUUAUACAAUUCUGCUUUGGUUUUGCCCUUAACUUUCAGAAGACUCCAGGCCAGGCCCCAGUGGACUCACAUUGGUGCUACUCCAUCAGUGUCUCCACAAAUGUGUCUAUCAGUGCCAGCCAUGGAUCCAGGACUGGGGUGGGUUUUUUUGUGAUCACCAAAAUGAACCUCCCUCCAGCAGCCACAAAGCCACAAAAUCUGUGUUAUUCAAAGUAAAGCAAAGUAAAACCCUGAAUCUUUCACAUUGUCCCCUUUAACAGUUGCCAUCUCUGCCAUCAGAGUCCCCUUGAACAGCCCCACUGCAGGACUGUGCUGCAAUUGACCCUGGUAUAUAUAGGCUGUGGUCAAUAAGAUUUUAAUUUAAAAAGAGAAAGUCCUUUGGUAUAAUUAAAAUUGAUGGGUGAGGGAAAAUUAUUACCAGCAUUACCUGCAACCUCCUAUAGUAAAAUUCAGGAAAGUAAUCUGGAGUGCAUAAAAAGCCACCAACAUAAUCUAUGGGUGAUUAGGCAGGCUCAUGAGGAUAAAUCAGCAAGGAAGAAAAGUAGAUGUUUAAUGAAGGAAGCAAAAAAAAGUAUGGGAAGUCAGUGGCAAAUAGGUUAGGGUUGGUUAGACCAAAGGCUUUACACAUAUACUAAUAAAUACCAUCAUAGCAAAGCUAAGUCUGAUGUUAGACAGGCCCAGCACAGUGAUUGUUCACAGUACAUUGAAAACCCAACAAAUAGUCGUGUUUUGUAUUUGAAAGCAGUAGAAGGAGGGAGUCAAAUUACCCAUUAAAAUGUAAUUCCUCCUAUUCCAUCAGUAAUUAUGGGUAAUAUUAAGCAGCAACUAUCCAAACAUAACUUUAAAUUUGUAGAAUCAUUAGCUGAAUCCAAAAGUGAAGGAAAACUUGACUAGGACUCUUCAGAACCAGAAAGCAUAAAAGAAACUUCAAAUGACACCAAAACCACAAUAAUUCAAAAGAAUGAGAGGUUUGAUCCAGAAAACUAUAGGCUCAUUAGCUUCCUAUCAGUCUUAGGCAAAGUCAUGGAAAAGCUGAUAUAGCAUAAUCAUUAAAGCAAUUAAAACUUGAUAAAACCCCUUCCAAAUUGAGAAGCAUGGGGAGUAUAUCUGGAAUGAUACAGUGGCUGCAAAGAUGCAGUAAGUAAUCCAUUCAACAUCAGCCCCAGAGAUGUUCUUGCCAGCUGGGAUAUAGGACCUGGCAAUAGUGAUGCUAUUCCAGUUCAUUUGGUUACUGUCAGUCUUUCAAAAAGGGUAUUGACAACUUGGAAAGAUUAUUUUCAAUAGCUCCCAGUGUCAUUCAAGGGCAGGAAAACAGGUCUUAUUAUAGUGUCAGACUAAUGAAGCUCAAGCUAUUAAUUUAUCAGAGGCAAUUUGAAGAGGUGACUUGAUCUCUGUCUGCAAUCACAAUCUUCUACCUGGGCAGGGAAGUGCUGUCUGAGGGCAGGUACCUCUUCUGUUUAAAAGAAAAGGGAAUGAUGUGCUCUACUGGUUGGAAACUGAUUUCAGGCUAGAAAUUAAGUGCAAAUACUCAACAGGGAGGAUAAUUACUCGUGGAGACAACUUACUUAGUUAUCUGGCAUGUUCUCCAUCCCAUAAAGUCUUUAAAUGUAUGCAAAGUAUUUUUCUAAGUCAAUAAGCUCUACCUCAAACUGAAAUCCAGGCUCGGUGCAGCAAUUACUGGAUGAAGUCAUUAGGCAUAUGUUAUGCAAGGAUUAGACUAGAUCAUCAGAUGUAAUUUAUGAAUUAAAAAUACCUUGAAGUUUCCAAUAUUACAAGAAGGCAGGGCAACCUAUAUCAGGUUUUUGGGGUUUUUUUCACAAAAUGGUCUUAAUUUAAACAGCUUUUAUGAAGAGCUGUGCUUGCUAACAUUUGGUACGAGCAUGAGUAGGUCUGCUCACAGUUUUAAGGUUCUGCUGCACAUAAUUAAAGGAAAAGAACUGGACAAGAAAGGACAACAGAAUCCUUGGACACAGUGAGAAAGUCUGUUGCCUUUCAUUAACAGCAGCCUGGGAUAAAAUGCUGCAUGCAAAUGAUGGGGCCAUGUGGAUGUGUAGUCUGAGCAAGCAAUAACAUCUGUGGGUUUGCCUCUUAAGGAGGUAGGAUCUUGCUGGCAAGAAACAGAUUUUCCUGCCUUCAACGACUGGCAGAGAAGCUGCAGUGCUGAUUGAGAGGGCGAUUGUAUCUCUGUGCAGCUGAGCAUGGUACACAAGUUCCUUGCUUCAAACACAGCAAACUGUUCUGCUCUUAUGACGAGUCCCAUUGGAGCUGGUUAAUAAAGCCCUGGAAGUGAAAUGACAUCAGUGGGAUUACCCAGAGUAACGACAGCUGCUCCCAGCAGUGGGUUUUUUGCAAGAUUGGACCCCAUUACCAUGAGCUGAUUUGAAUGUUGUACUUUAGAAAUAAGCACUGGACUACUCAGUGUCUGAUUCCGGUUUCACAAAACCGCUGUCAAUAGGUGCAAAUGUGAAACUCUGGAGCAUCUUCCAAGUUCUUUACCAAUCAGUGGGGAACAGCACGAACAGGGAUGUGCAGUAUGAAGAGUAAACAGUUCACACAAACAAGAGAAACUAUAAAAGCAAUACUUACUGCAGAUUGGUAUUGAAUCAACAUCAAGAAGCUAAAACAAGAAUGAGCUAACUACAGCCAUAGCUAAGAAGGUAAAGAUCUUUGGGGAUUCUUGCUCUAAUCCAGUGUGAAAUCCUAAGAAAAUGAGUUUGGGCUAGAUUUAUUGUUUAAAGAACAUCAGUACAUACUUGCUCCCUGUCAAAUAAAUUCCGAAGAGUCACUGGCUUCGGUGUGUGAUGGCUUAUGAGUGUCCUCACACUGCUGAGACACUGUGCAGCUCUGGAGGGGAGCGUUCCAUAACCAGCAUGGCUGGGAUACGGCUGGACAGGGAAGAAGCUGAACUUGCACAUGAGUGGAAUUGCCAGCAUUAUUAUAACACAACCAGGCUUAGUCUGAGAAUGAGAUGGAAAUCUCCUUUCUGAUACUAAUUCCAAAUAUAUCUAAAUAGUUUUUCAGAAGAAAAAAUCCUCUGUAGCUUCUGUUACAUCUCUAAUCACAUUCUUUCUGUUAAGUAACUUGCCUUGAAUUUAUCUAUUUAAAUAUCAUAAGUCACUAAAUUAAAUAGCAAAACACGGGGUUUUCUUUUUAAAGCAGGGAGAUUGGUAUUGCAGCAAAACAGCUUGUAAGCUAUUAGAAGCUGUGCAGGGGAGGAAACAACCCAACAAUUUGUCCCAUCAGAUGCUUAGGGGACUUGACUGGUUGAUUGACUUUGUUUCAAUAUUGAGAGCAAGGUUUUACAUCUAGACAGAGGUUUUCCUUACUGAACCAGACUUUGGUAAAGUAAUGUUGGAAGUCCUCUUAGGACUUCUUCUGCAGCCCUUGUAUUCAAGAGGCUCCUUCUCUGUGCUUCUUUUGAGAAAGGUAGAAAAGAGAUUAAGUGACAGUAGAGAAAACACAGAGGGACAGGAGCUUCCAGCCUGUGCAAAGCACCUCAGCAUGAGACCCAGUCUCAGCCUUCUGCCUUGACUCCAACACUGCUGAUGGAGGGGAGGAAUGAGGCCAUGCUGGGCUAACCUGCGAGUGCAGCCUGGUGUCCUUUUCCACGCUGCUCUCUUGCAGCCAUUGCAGGAGCCAUUACCUGGCAGAACUGGACAAUGCUCUGGCAAUGGGAAUGACCAGCAUUUCCACAAAGAGGCUGCAUGCUCUGACGAGAAGACUCUGAGCUGCUUGUCAAGGCUAAAGAGGCAUAUUUUUAAAUUUUUCAGAGUUAUUGCAGAAUCUGAAAGUAUCAGGGCCAUGCUUUGGGAUGUGCUGGGCUUUGUUUUCAGCUUUGCAGCUAUCUGGACCUACCCCACAAUUAUUAUUUCUUUUUCACAAGUGGGACUAAGAUGUGAGGAGUGCCUGCCUGGCUCUGUGCCAGCAAAUGGGGCUCUAAAUUUGGGGUACUCUGUUUUGGAGAGUUGAAUUUAAGGUGGUUUGAACGUGACCCUGAGGAAAGCAGGUAACUGACAGCUGGAAUUGAGGCUACACCUGAGUUGUCUCCAAAGGUUGCCCUCAAAUGAGCAGCCCAUGGACAGAAUCAGAUGCCAGGCUGUGCUGGUGCAUCAGCAUCGGCCACUGAUGAUGGACAUGAGCUGCAGGGAACAAGUGAUGCUGGGAUCAAGGUCCUGGGAAACCUGAUCCAGGACAGCUGGAUGCAGAAGGCUUACUGCAAGCCCAUGGUUAUGCUGUCUGGUCAAAACAGUCUCCUGAAGCCAGCAAGUUGUGUCUGGUCCUGCUGCCUUUGGAGUCAGUUCUGGUUUACUUUCACUAAAGAAAUAUUCUAAGCCAGUGAACUCCUUUUAAUGUUAACUUGGUUGAUAAUCUAGGAAGAUGCCAGCACUCUAAUGGUUAAGAAGUGACACACUGUUACUCCCAGUACAUCUAUGGCUGAACUUUUUAAUGAUGGAGCCAAAUGAGGUGGCAUGAAACAAAAGUGUGCCUUUUUGUUUGAUGUACUCUGCAUUUCCCUAGGCAUCCAAGGUGUUCACCUGCACAGCAGUGCUUUUUUCCGAAAACAGAAAUUAUCAUGCAAUCUAAUUUUUAGUAUAUGAAGUGGCCAUCACUGUUAAUUCCACCUUACAGUUUUUAUAUUUAGUCUUUAAUUCCUUCUGUUUUCAACAAUCAACAAAAAAUAAAACCCGGGUGGGAGGGAGGAAUUCUUUUAAACAAUAAAAUUAAAAUCAAUAUAAAAGUUUUUGGUAUCUUUGGGCAGAAUCUCUGGAAGCUUUGGGUAUCUGCUUUAUCAUUUUGUAUAUUUGACAAUUUUGUACUCUGCAUUGUUUGACUUCAUUUGUGCAUGGCGAUGUAUUAAAACAUGGAAUUUUUAUUAUACAGUAAAA
Lepidothrix coronata (blue-crowned manakin) is the source of this 9281-nucleotide messenger RNA. RefSeq names its product sterile alpha motif domain containing 12 (gene SAMD12). The transcript is spliced from 5 exons. The coding region runs from base 122 to 604 and encodes 160 amino acids. Gene Ontology annotation, cellular component: cytoplasmic side of plasma membrane. The record is from RefSeq and is a predicted model, not a curated record. Gene Ontology annotation, biological process: cell surface receptor protein tyrosine kinase signaling pathway. NCBI's taxonomy places the organism in Eukaryota, Metazoa, Chordata, Aves, Passeriformes, Pipridae. Gene Ontology annotation, molecular function: protein binding.